AUGUCCAUGAAACAGGCUCUCGAUAUCCUGAAGUCAGUUCCACUGAUUGACGGCCACAACGACUGGCCGCAUCUUAUCCGCGGUUUUUAUGACAAUCAACUGAACGAUCGCUUCGAGCCCGAGAAAGAUCUAGUAGGGCAUGUCGAUCUCAAGCGUCUCAGAAAUGGAAAGUCUGGUGGUGCUUUCUGGAGUGUCUAUGUAGACUGCCCAGAAUCAGAAGACUUCACCGACGACGCAGCACAUCUAGAGACAUUGCGAGAUACAUUACAGCAAAUCGAUCUAGUACAUCGACUAGUGGAUAUGUAUUCAGACCACAUGGGUCUCGUCGAUCGUGCCUCGGAUGUUAUGCGCCUGUUCAAGGAUGGGAAAUUUGCCAGCCUAAUCGGAGUCGAAGGGUUACAUCAAAUUGCAAACAGCUCGAGCGUUCUUCGAUUGUAUCACAGACUUGGAGUUCGAUAUGUCACACUGGCACACAAUAAAAACAAUCUCUACGCAGAUAGCGCGACUGCAAUCAUCCCUGCGCACGACGGGCUAUCUGCCGAGGGAAAAUUAAUGGUCAGGGAAAUGAACAGAAUUGGAAUGAUCAUUGACCUCUCACAUACGAGUGAAGCUGUGAUGCAUCAAGUUUUGGAUAUCUCUGAAGCCCCUGUGGUCUUCUCUCAUUCUUCAACUGCAUCGAUUGUCCCACACCCUCGCAAUGUCCCCGACACCGUCCUCGAGAAACUCCGAAUCAACAAGGGCGUGAUUAUGAUCACAUUUAUCCCAUCUCUUGCCCACGUCGAUGCCACAAGAGCGAAUAUGGAGCAUGUCAUUGAUCACAUUAUGCAUGCUGGCAAACUUAUUGGCUACGACCAUAUUGGGAUUGGGUCCGACUACGAUGGCAUGUUUAGUGCUGUGGAAGGAGUCGAGGAUGUUGCUCGAUACCCCCAUUUGGUGGCUAGAAUGCUCGAACGAGGCAUUGUCCGGUCGGACGUGGAAAAAGUCAUAGGGCUUAAUCUGAUCCGAGUUCUCAAAGACGUGGAGCUGCAAUCUAUUUCAAGCAAAGCGCAGAGACCGUUCAUGCAGGAUGAGGUGAAGCAAUUGUGGAAUGAGAAAUUUCGAGGCUUUGUGAGAGAGGCUUAUCCUCGUGCGGAGAGGGAUUUACCCAGAACCUCAUUGCCGGAGGCAAGGAAGUGA
Penicillium cinerascens is the source of this 1176-nucleotide messenger RNA. RefSeq names its product dipeptidase gliJ (gene gliJ). The transcript has 6 exons. Gene Ontology annotation, molecular function: metallodipeptidase activity. NCBI's taxonomy places the organism in Eukaryota, Fungi, Ascomycota, Eurotiomycetes, Eurotiales, Aspergillaceae. Gene Ontology annotation, biological process: proteolysis. The record is from RefSeq and is a predicted model, not a curated record. The coding region runs from base 1 to 1176 and encodes 391 amino acids.